Molecule: messenger RNA, 834 nt
Organism: Hansenula anomala
Lineage: Eukaryota; Fungi; Ascomycota; Saccharomycetes; Phaffomycetales; Wickerhamomycetaceae
Gene: MBA1
Product: Mba1p
Exons: 2
Coding region: 1-834 (277 amino acids)
Biological process (GO): protein insertion into mitochondrial inner membrane from matrix
Cellular component (GO): mitochondrial inner membrane
Source: RefSeq, a predicted model, not a curated record
AUGUACAGAUCAAUAGCAUUGCCACUAGUGGCAAAUUCGAGAAGGGCUGCUCUUUCUACCAGACAAUCACCAUCCUCAACCCUACUAUCCAUCUCCAACACCCAUGUCUUUGAUCCUCGUUUCAUAGGUCUUACAGGUGACCAAUAUAUCCCAAUUUCAUGGAAAAACUUCCCAAAUCCAUUGACAUCUCCAAAGCUUGCGUACAAUUGUCUUGCAAGAAGACUAUAUAACUUCGGUUUCAACACUAUUCAAGUUGCAUUUUUACGUUAUCAAACAGGUUUAAAGCCAAAAUUCUUACUUUGGAAAAAUAACUCCAUCGAAAGAUAUGUUCAAGUUAAUAAAGCUUUUGCUCACAAUAAAAUCCCAGCAGUCCAUAAAGGUAUGUCCGUCUGGGUUGAAAGAGCAUUGACUUCAAGAGUUGAGACAAUCCCAAAAAACAUCAAAUUAGAUUGGAAAUUAGUGAAAUUCAAUGAAACUCCAAAAUUAGUUACAUUCAGACCUGUUAUGUUACCAGGUAAACCAGUUGAAUAUGUUCAAGUUGUCUACAAAUUUAAUACUAAUCAAGAACUAAUUAAAGUUAACUUAGACAAUGAAAAAGUUUCCAAAAUUUCAAGAAAUGUUGUUGAUUAUGUUGGGUUUACAGUGGAUUUACACACAAAUGAAGCCAUAUUAUCAGGUUCAGCUUUUGAGAACUCACCAUAUGAUAAAAUACCUAAACCUGAAGAUGCCAAACAAUCUCAAAUUUUUGAAAUGAUGCGUAAUAAUGGUGAUAUUUUCAGAUUACCACCAAAAUCUCAACCAUCAAACUCUACAAUCACUUCAAAAGAGGAUUGA